This is a messenger RNA of Blastocystis hominis, 393 nucleotides long. RefSeq lists its product as hypothetical. Bases 1 to 393 code for a protein of 130 amino acids. The record is from RefSeq and is a predicted model, not a curated record. The transcript has a single exon. NCBI's taxonomy places the organism in Eukaryota, Bigyra, Opalinata, Blastocystidae.
AUGGAACUGACAGAACGGACAGAUGCAGAAAGGCGGUCCAAACUCGCACACUCCACCCAGAAUGCAGAAGAAGAACGAUUCGCAGAGUCAAAACUACAACAAUCAUCGCAAGACUUAGCUGGAGCGGCCGUUCCCAAAAGAAGAGCGAAUCCAUCCGCAUUUGGAUUCAAUACGGCUGAGAUCGUGCAGCUAAAAGAGAAAAUGAGGUCUAGCGGAUCUUCGUUUGCUGGAAUGACUUCAACCUUUGCAGUGAGAAAGUCUACGGCGUUUACGCCGGUGGUAGAGCGCAAAGCAGCAGUUGGGAAUGUGAAUGGAGAUGAUAUUUGCUUCCAGUCAAGAGCACAACGAGCAGCCGCGCUCGAGAAGCAAUUCCAGGCAAUUCUUAGGAAAUGA